AGGUCACGUGGCAGCACAUGCGGUCCGUCAGCCUCCCCGAAGAGCAACGACCAGCAACCACGGUGUUCGCCUCAACUCCCAUCAACAACCGAAGCCUUCGCAUCACCGCAACUGUUGACUACGCGGCACUCACCUUCUUUCAAAAUGGCCACAGAACUUUGUCCUGUCUAUGCGCCCUUCUUCGGUGCCCUGGGUUGUACCUCGGCCAUCGUCUUCACUUGCUUCGGUGCCGCCUAUGGAACCGCUAAGGCCGGUGUCGGUGUUUGUGGAAUGGCCGUCCUCAGGCCCGAUCUGAUCGUUAAGAAUAUCGUUCCCAUUGUCAUGGCGGGUAUCAUUGGUAUCUACGGACUGGUUGUGUCCGUCCUGAUCGCGAACGACUUGGCACAGACAGUCCCUCUAUACACUGGAUUCAUUCAGCUGGGAGCAGGCCUCGCAGUCGGUCUGGCUGGUUUGGCAGCCGGUUUUGCCAUCGGUAUUGUCGGUGACGCUGGUGUCCGCGGAACAGCCCAGCAACCCAGGCUCUACGUCGGCAUGAUUCUUAUCCUCAUUUUCGCUGAAGUUUUGGGUCUUUACGGUCUCAUCGUUGCCCUUCUCAUGAACUCUCGGGCCAAGAUCGAUGCCAAGUGCUAAGUCAUCUUUGACAUCCGUUGUGCGAUAUCUCUUUAAUAAUCCUCUUUGCGCAACGGAGUACAUUGGUUUAGGUUGGUCAACGUGACGUGGUAAACGCCUUGCUCCCCUGAACAAGAACGUUCUCAUAUUGUCACGAGAGCCAAGAUAAACGGCGAUCGAGUUAGGGAAGGAA
Aspergillus pseudotamarii is the source of this 802-nucleotide messenger RNA. Its product is annotated as H(+)-transporting V0 sector ATPase subunit c. Gene Ontology annotation, biological process: proton transmembrane transport. Gene Ontology annotation, cellular component: proton-transporting V-type ATPase, V0 domain. The record is from RefSeq and is a predicted model, not a curated record. Lineage: Eukaryota; Fungi; Ascomycota; Eurotiomycetes; Eurotiales; Aspergillaceae. Gene Ontology annotation, molecular function: proton-transporting ATPase activity, rotational mechanism. The transcript has 7 exons. The coding region runs from base 145 to 630 and encodes 161 amino acids.